GCCUUCAGCCCUGACAAAUUUAAAUGGAAAUGGUGGUACUCUGAACACCUUGUUGUUUUACAAGUGCAGCUAAGGCCAAUUUUUGAAGCCUAGUGAAAUCGGUUUUAAUACGCGUUUACUUUUUUUCCAACAUUUUAUUUUUAUCUUGCAUUGGUAAAUUACUUUGGUUGGAUCUAUUGUGCGCACUGCCUUUUUAAUAAGGCGGGUUAGUUAUAUAUGUUGUUGCUGAUUGGAUAAUAUCUCUGACACACCCACCAAACGAGAGAAAACACCAAAAACCAUUACACAUGAGGACAAAUGUCGCUCAACCCGGAAACCAUAGCGAAACGGUGCACACCGUUUUGAGAUUGAACGUGGCCCAGGUUUGUCACUAAACCACGUACUUGGAAUCCCCCCCUGGUCCCCAUGAAGGGGGGAUAAGUCCCCCCUCCCACUUGCAAACACCGAACACGGAAGUUGUCGUACGUUUGCUGCUCUCGCUCCGCCUCAAUACUGUUAGGUCUCACAUCCUGGUACUUUUCACCGUUGUCAAGGCAGCAAUAGAAAGAAAGGCAGGCUGGCUCGUGCCAAGUAGCUGCAGUGUCCUGACAGUGCCCAUGUCCAAGCGCUCGAAAAGUGUCCCGGAAAGUUAGGUGAAGCUACCAGGCCCUCAGGAUGCUUCUGCACAAACCUCUGAUACAGGCACACGUGUUUGUUUAUUGACAUGUCAUUUGAUUACAGUCAGAGGAGAGACUACCAAGGUGAUCCGAUAUGUGACUGCACGGUGACACUGCUGCUAACCUUCCAGAUGAGGAAUUAAUUUAACACAUUAGAGUGUGUGAUGUGAGGAGAGAAAGCACAGAUUCUUUGCUGAAGACUGAUUGAGAGUUGACCCAAUGGCCACCGCGAAAGGGCCUCGCACACAGCGCUAUCACCCAGCCUCUGAAUUUGACAAUACCACGCUUGCUAAAAAGAGGGAAUACUGGAGAACUAAGAAAAGGGAACAAAGGGCAAAGGUGGCCGCUGUUAGGAAGAAGCUUGGUGUGGAGAAUGCAAGGGUCUAUGAUGCGAGGCGUAAUGUUUUGAGUGCCCAUAUGCAAAACGCUGCAUCCGGUCCCACGUUGCUGAAUAGCGAUAGGUCACACCAGACAAAUGUAUGUGAUUCAUCUGAAUUAGGUCUUUUGACCUCCAGCUGUGGCGAGCAAGUGGAGAAGACUGGUGUGAAUGAAGUUCUUGUGGCAGGAGCUUGUGUUCCAGGUUCCUCGCGGAAACUUAAAAAUGUUUCUCCUGGUCAAAGAGUUUGGUGGUUUCAGAAGAUUAAACUCAACAGAGUCUUACCAAAGUUUCCAGAGGGAUCAGGACCUCCACAAGGUGGAGCAAUGGGUUGUAGAAAAGUGGUAAGGACGUCCACAGCAGGGCCUUUAGUUGCAUCCAAUACCUUAGCCAAAUCCAAUGGAUCUCUGCUAAACACCAAUGUCCCAGUGCCUGCGGUUCGAGUCACAGUACAUCCUGCUACUACUGUGAACCACAGAAUUCCAAGCAGAAUAGCAGCUACUAAUGGAACAUCUUCAGUUCAGGUGUAUAAUCAGAGCCUUCCACCAAACGGUGUUCCAGGGCUUAAUGACCACAAGAGGCCUCAAGUCAAAGUCCAAAUCCCGCGCAAAGCCUUGCCUCUUAGUGUGACAAACAAAGUAGGGGUUGAUGUGAAACAGUGCCCUUCAGAUGUCAGUUGUGCCAACAUGAAGACCGAACAGUGUGCCUUGGCCACAACACUCACCAGACCUCUUGAGAGACAGACACCUGAGACAGAGGAGGAGAGGGCAGUAAGGCGGCGCGAGAUCUGGCGCGUCAAGAAAAGGGAGCAAAGAGCAAAGCGGGCAGCAAAGAUAGUCAAGGAGAGAGAGAGAAUCCAGAGAAUGGGUGUGCCUGCACAAGAGAGAGCGCAGGCUGUCGGGGUGGCCUUUAACAGCUCAAGACUGUCAAGGCAGGGUCAAAGGCAAGCCGUAAAUCGAGCCAGGAUUCCAUGUGUUCUUGCUUCGCAAACGCAAAGAAGCAACCAUGCAUUAGCAUUGUCUGGCCCCAUCCCAAAAAGCAUAAAUACUGCAAUUGCAAUUAAAUCUGAGGGCUCUUCUCUGACUAAUCAUAUUGUGAUAGAUCCUGAGCCACCAUCUGUGGUUGUGAAAACAGGAGACCCAAAACAGAACAAGGCAUUUUAUGCACCCUCUACAACAACAGCAACUUGUGUUGUGAGUAAUAACAUGAAAUUGGAACAUGGUAUUACUUAUGCACCUAAAGGAGUCACAGCCCAGUUUUCAAACACAGCCAAAUACAAAUACAAUUCCCGAAUACAAAUAAAUACAUUUAUAAGAACCCAAAAGUUUCUGUAUAGAAAUACAAGGCUGUCUCUCUCACCCUUCUACGAAAAUCCGGAAGAGACCGUGGAGGAAAGGAUGGCCCGGAAGAGAGAAUACUGGCGCAUCAAAAAACGAGAGCAGCGGGCUAAACUGUCCUCAGAUGUGAAGACCAAGCUGAGGGAGCGGGAUAGCUUGGUGCGCCGCGUGAAACGCUACCAGGGCAUCCUGGAGGAAAUGCGUUGGGCGCGUGCAGAAAGUCAAAAGGCACAGCAGCCUAGGAUAAAUACUAUAACCAGUACCUCAGAGGCCAUUGGCGGAUUCAUCAAGGAGGAUGGGACCGUCACCAUUGGUAUUCCUACUCCAUCUUUUGCAAAAGGCACAGAAUCUGGCGUUGAAAUGGUUCCCCCCACCAAACCACUGUUUCCGUUUCCACAUUUUAACGUUUCCACCAGUAGGGACUGUGCCAGUUUCAGUGGCCAUGUAAACCCUCCACCGUUACAAAAACGAGCAGUUCAACUGAAAAAUAAUUAUCCUGUCAGAGUGUCUGUCCAAACACCUCCAAAAUUAGUUUGUAUUAGACCCAGGCUUGUGUCAAAUAACCAUCAUAAUAAAUUCACAAACUCAAGUCCUAGUACUUCUCAGAUUAAUGUCUCUGCUCCUGACCAUGCCCAAAAUAUGAUUAAUGAUACUACAAAUUUUAGGAGGAUUGGCAAUGUAGCCAGGGCAGUUGGCACAGCCUCUGUGGCUGCUGCACUCUAUCCAAAUGAAAAAAUAACUGAAGAAGAAAGGAUUGCUCGAAAGCGCGAGUACUGGAGAAUAAAAAAGCGGGAGCAGAGAGCCGAGCGUGCUGCCCGACUUCGACAAGGACUGUUACGAGGAAGGGCUAUAGCAGCUAAGAGGAGACGACUGAACCAGAUUCCAUUAUCUUCACCCUGUGUUGUCCGCCAAACCACCAAUAUGAACCCUUCUGUCCCAGUCAACACCUCAACCAGUCUCCCCACCCCCCCCAGCAUAGAUGCUCUCCCAGCGGAAAGAGUAAAGCAAGAACAGGAAUUGUCUGUCAAGGAAGAGGUGAAUCCUCCUCUAGAACAGCCCCUCAGCAAUGACAUCAAACCCUCUCUCACGCCACCUUCAGAGCCUCCGAGUGAAGCAGACCCAUCAGGCAGUACAGACACCCAGGCCACCACGCUCCUGGCUGUGGCCUCCAUGAAGAAACUCCUGGAAGAAUCACUCAGUACUGUUGUGAGCUCUGACGCACCAGACACAAACAUUAAGAUGGAAGAGCCUCAAUGUAAGACUGAAGUGGAGCCACUUCCUGUUGAGGAGUCCACCACCCCUGCCAUCAAACCAGACCCUGUGUUAGAUCCAGUGGAAGAGUCUGUAGAGGCUGACAUCCCAGGUCCCGUCUAUUUUUCUGCUGAAGAUGCACAUCUACAGACGAGUGAACACUCAGGAGGCCAUACACUCCCUCCGUCACCUCCUCUUCUAGUCAGUCCACAUUCCAGUCAAGACAUUCCACCAUCCUCUUAUGCUUCCUCCUGUCCUGAAGUUAUGGCUUCCUCUGCCUCCACUACGCCUGCCUCCUUAUGCUCGUCUCAGUAUCUUCCCUGCACCCAAACCUCACCACCCCUCGCCUCACCACAAACAGUCCAGAUGGAUUGCUCCCCAAGGGCCAGACUAAAGCCAUCUUGCUCUUUGAAGACCUCAAAUCAACAACCGCCUGACCAUCAGCAACAGCAUGGAUCAGAGGUGCCUAAUGAAACCUCUGUCCUGGAGAGGAAGAGGGAAUACUGGAAGUUCAUGAAGAGACAGCAGAGGGCCAGGAAAGCACAAGAGAAGCAGGGCUUCCGACCGGGGAAAACGGCCACAAGAACAUUUCAGGCUCCAAAUUUUGUGACCGGUGCUCAGAGGCCAAUUCCGAGCAGCUACCCGAAGGCCAGCCUACCUCUCAACAAGUCUCUCUCCUCAGCUUGCACCUUGCAAAGAAAGACACACCUUACUGCAGUCCACCCAUUGCCCACUGUCCAUGUCGUGAGCCCACCUGUUUCUGAGGCGAACCAGCAACAGAGUUUCCAUCAGUAUGGUUCGUGUUCAGGUGGAUCCCCCAUUGCACAGAAAUCAGCUCAACCUGUGUGCCCUCCCAGGGCAGACCUCCAGGGCCUUCGCACCCACGUUCCUGUGCUUUCACCUACGGGUGGAAGCAGACGUGUACCUCCGCUUGUGCAACAAGGAGCAGUCCCUACUGGUGGAAGCAGACAUGUACCUCCGCUUGUACAACAAGGAGCAGUCCCUACUGGUGGAAGCAGACAUGUACCUCCGCUUGUGCAACAAGGAGCAGUCCCUACUGGUGGAAGCAGACUUGUACCUCCUCUUGUGCAACAAGGAGCAGUCCCUACGGGUGGAAGCAGACAUGUACCUCCUCUUGUGCAACAAGGAACAGUCCCUACGGGUGGAAGCAGACGUGUACCUCCGCUUGUGCAACAAGGAACAGUCCCUACUGGUGGAAGCAGACGUGUACCUCCGCUUGUGCAACAAGGAACAGUCCCUAUGGGUGGAAGCAGACGUGUACCUCCGCUUGUGCAACAAGGGGCAGUCCCUGUGCUCUCUGGUGAGAAGACUGGGCCAUUGCUCCUGGUGGAGAAUCGGAGGAAUUCUGCCCCUGGCCACAUGCAGGGAGUGAGGCGCUGGAACCUACAGGUGCAAACAGGCACCUUAAUGCCCCCUGCUGCCACUCUCACACCCACCCCAAACUACCGUCCGUCUCAGCCCAUCGGCAGGGUAGCGCCACCAUUUAACAACAACUAUAAGAGUCCUGCCAAGCACCCACACACCCUCAGUCCCCAUAAGCACACACAAGCAAGUGCUGUGGACGACGAUGACGAUGUUAUGCGGAGGAAGAGGGAGUACUGGCGGGUGAAGAAGAAGGAGCAAAGGGCCAAGAAGGCAGCACGAGAGAGAGGGCUCGGACACCUGGACAUGCCACCUCCAUGGGAGCCCGUCCUCCCCACCCUGAACCAACUGCCUCACAAUUUUCAAUCUCAGGACUCCACACAGUGGUUCAACGCUUCGGAAGAGACUGACUUAACUUUGAGCUCACCAGUGGAUGCAGAUCUGGGGUACUUGGGUGUACAUAGCCAUGCUGAACCCAUGAAAGAAGCCGAGAUGGUCUUCCAGAACGACGCUGAAGAUGACAUCUGUCCCAGCGGCCCCUCUUUUGCGAGCGCGUGGCGGAACCGCUACCUCAUGGACUACGACCCGCUGAACCAGCUGCUGGUGUGCAUGGUGUGCGGGGAGCAGCAGUACUCCCACAGCCUGGCAGGGGCCAGGGCCCACAUCGAGGAGGCCCACCCCGAGACGCUCUCCCUGGGGCAGCAGGAGCGGUGGAAGCUCCAGGAGGCCUGGGACGAGCAGGUGGCCCAGCGGGAGCAGUUCUUCACCAGCCAGCUGCAGCAGCACACCACGGCACACACAGAAUCCAUAGCAGAAGUGGAGGUGACUGUGGAUAUGGAUGACCCCUCACAAUCAAUAUACAGCAAGUCGACCAAGACUAAAAACCUGCGAAAAUUCUGAGUGGCUUUGCAAAAUGGCAGCUACUUGUUUUCCAGUCAUGCAUUUGCAGUGCUUAAAGAUGAGUGGUGAGACUGAUGUGCAUGACGUAAUUUUGUACUAUAUUUCAACUGCUUGGCUUAAAAGUGUGUGUGAAAAAAGAUUUGGAAAAUGAGGCAUUGAAAAAAAUGAAAUUUGUGUUGAAUUAAGUUCUUUUUCUUCUUCUUCUUCUUCUCUUCUUCCCCCGUGGGCAGCUUGUGCAUGUCACUUAAACAGCUGAAAAAGUUGAGUUUGAUCAAAGCGGACUAGAACCAAGUGUUUACAUCAUGUGUUUCUAAUACAACUCAAGUUGUGUAGCAGCACACUUUUUUUUACACACAUGCACACACACACAAACUUGAAUGUAUGGUCAUAUUUUCUGUUUUUGUAUGGAUGCAGUGUUUAUAUUUCAUUUACAAACAAAA
Clupea harengus (Atlantic herring) is the source of this 6343-nucleotide messenger RNA. Its product is annotated as spindlin interactor and repressor of chromatin binding. The transcript is spliced from 7 exons. Lineage: Eukaryota; Metazoa; Chordata; Actinopteri; Clupeiformes; Clupeidae. Gene Ontology annotation, biological process: negative regulation of DNA-templated transcription. The record is from RefSeq and is a predicted model, not a curated record. The coding region runs from base 876 to 5903 and encodes 1675 amino acids.